Molecule: messenger RNA, 1127 nt
Organism: Paramecium sonneborni
Lineage: Eukaryota; Ciliophora; Oligohymenophorea; Peniculida; Parameciidae
Source: the annotation of a GenBank genome assembly
AUGAAAAAUAAAAACAUUAUUGCUCCUCCUCAUCUUAAUCAAAAUCUUCUAAAGAAAGUUAAACUUUGUGAAGAUAGUUAAUGCAAUACACUUUUAAAUGAGAAUUCCAAUAAUUUUGAAUCAUUUCCUACCUUAUCAAAAAUUGCAUCAAAAUAUCUAAAUAAACCUUCUCUUAGAGAAAGAUUUCAACAAAUUAAUGAUACAGGAAAUAUACAAACAAGUAAAUAUCACUCUUUAAUCUCAAUCCUAUCUACAAUAGAUGCAUAAUUAUUGUUUUUAAAAUAAAGAGUAUUUUUAUAAUUUAUUUUAGAGAGAAUCUUUAUUUUGGCCUAAUAUUGUUAAAAGUUGUUAUGAUUCUUCAUAAUUAUAAGUUACCACUAGAUAAAUUCUUGAAAUCAUGACUGUAUGGGAUUAAAGUUAUAUCAUAACAUGGGAAAAAUUUGAAAAACAAAAUGGAAAUUAUGAACUUCUUAUAAAAUUACCUGAUAAACAAUUUUUAAACUCUUUAGAAUUGAAUUCUAGAAAAGAAUUAUUUAAAGAAAAACUUGAAUUCUAUCUAUAAUUAAAUGGAGAUUAUAUAGAACCAUAUAAAUUACCAUAAAAACCAUCACUUCAUGAUACUAAUUUAUAAAAAUAGACAAAUAUAUAGACUAAAAAUGAGUGUGUUCAAUUUUCUAAAUCAAUUAAUAUAUCCAAAAUCUUUUCAGAUAAGGAUAAAUAAAGUAAUAACAAACCUUUAUCUAAUGUAUCCUAAAAGCUUAUAGAUAAAUUAAGAGAAAGAAAAUUGGAAGAAAAGCAAAAGACAGAGUAAUCUCAAGAUGAAAAACAAUUAUUUUCCAAAAAAUAAUGUGUCUUGAUAGCAUCUAUGCUACAUUAAUAUUAUUAUUAAAGAGAUGUAUCAAAUAUGUUUUUCAAUAAUGUACUUAAAUAUAUUUAUGAACAUAAUUAAAGUAUUUUAAUGAGUGAUGAGUAAAUUAAAAACAUCAUAAGUAUUUAUUUCAAAUUAUCAAGUAAAUUUUGUUGAAAAGAUUGACAAUUGGCUUCAGUUAAUUGAUAACCCUGCAGGGUAAAUUCUUAGAUUAAAUAAAGAAAUUGAUCUGCCAAAUAUUAUAAACUAAUUACAAUGA